AUGAACGAUGGAGUACGGGCCACAUGGACAAUUGAUGUACUCUGGAAGACAGUUUUAACCCUAAGCAUACCACAAAAUCUCAUCAACUUGAUGAAUCAAGCUUGCAAAACCACAUACCAUGCUCGACUUCGAACGGGGAAUACUUCUAUAUUACAAAAAAAUGUUACGGUCUCAACACGGUCACAUACCUCGUAUACAGGGCGAAAUUCUCUUCGAAAUGUACCAGUAGUUAAUUACGCGGCUUUUGAGCAAGGUGAUGACUUCGAGCUUCCUUCUGAGCCUUCAGGAAAGGAAGAAGAAGAGGAAAAUUUCAAGGUAGAUGAAGAAGGUUUCCCAAUUGAACGUCCUAAAGGAAAAAGAAUUGUUCCGAAAUUUGCAACAAAAACAAGACAUACAUACUUCACAGAUGAACAACUACGCUUUGCUGCUGAAGAAAGGGAUGUCUAUGUUCCAAUACGACUAGAUAUUGAAUUGACAAAUGACUUUCGGUUGAGGGAUACGUUUUUGUGGAACAUGAAUGAACAGGUGAUGACACCGGAUACGUUUGCUCAAAUUCUAUGUAUGGAUUUAGACAUUCCAGCAAAUUCAUUUGGACCUCAAAUUAGUUCAAGCAUUCGGACGCAGAUUGAAGAAUAUGCACCCGUAGCUGAAGUACCUAUGCCUCAAGGGCAGGAAAUGCUGGUCGUGUUUAAUAUUCAACUACAGCUGUCGCAGCAUGCAUACAAUGAUCAGGUUGAAUGGAAUUUAACAAGUAAUUUGACACCAGAGGACUUUAGCACCCAAACUUGUAGUGACCUUGGACUGGCAGGUGAGUUCCGGCCCGAAAUGGCACAUGCAAUCCAUGAAAAUUUACUUAAGUUGAAAAAAGAUGCAUGUGAAGGAGAUUUACCGGAUUAUGAUAACGAUUCCGUGCCUGGAGCGAUGGCUGGACCUCGUCAGGACAUGGCUACAAUGGGAGCCUUAUGGCAACCUACGUUGGAAACAGUAAGUUUGGAAGAAGCAAAACGAAAUGAAACCAACAAAGAAAAUAUGAUUCGACAAUGGAGAAGAGAUGCUUCGAAGUUUGGCGGAAAUGCGGCAGAUGUUUCAGCGGAGCGUUGGAGAGCAGCAGCUACUGGAAGUAUGGUUGCUCAGACGGCUACGACAAAUCUUCCUAGCGCCUCUGUUUCUGAUGCGCAGACUCUGUUGGACCAAGAGCGACCACGUUGGCGAUGUAGAUGGUGCAAUGUUUUGGGAACAGGAACUUUUUGCGUGCGUCGUGGCCCGGAAGGAAACAAGUCGCUGUGUAAUGCCUGUGGUGUUGCUUAUGCUCGUACAGGACAGUUACCAUACUGGAGAAAAGGAUUGUAUACAUAGAGUUUCUAUAAGGUAGAUCGCUAUUUCUGCUGCUAUAUCUCCUCCUUCUCCUCUUAUUACUACUACUGCUACUGCUACUGCUACUGCUAGUCUGGUAUAAGUAGAUCUUCCAAAAAAGAAUUUAAUAGAUAAAAAAGUAGAAGGAUUAUAGGCAAAAGAAAAGAAGCGAAAGGUGGAUAACUUAAUAUGUGAUCACCUGUUUUACUGGAUGUGGAUCCAUGACGAAUAACUUUUGUUAAUUAAUUAUUGGUGGAAUGAAUGAAUGAACUAUUAGAGCUGCUGUAUGUGGAAAAGUAUAUGAGAUGAGAUUAUAUACGUUAUUGAAUAUUUCUUGAGUG
Schizosaccharomyces cryophilus OY26 is the source of this 1694-nucleotide messenger RNA. RefSeq names its product RSC complex subunit Sfh1. Lineage: Eukaryota; Fungi; Ascomycota; Schizosaccharomycetes; Schizosaccharomycetales; Schizosaccharomycetaceae. The record is from RefSeq and is a predicted model, not a curated record. Gene Ontology annotation, cellular component: RSC-type complex; nuclear chromosome; nucleus. The transcript has 2 exons. The coding region runs from base 1 to 1356 and encodes 451 amino acids. Gene Ontology annotation, biological process: chromatin remodeling; regulation of transcription by RNA polymerase II. Gene Ontology annotation, molecular function: sequence-specific DNA binding; zinc ion binding; transcription coregulator activity.